This is a messenger RNA of Trichophyton verrucosum HKI 0517, 603 nucleotides long. RefSeq lists its product as uncharacterized. NCBI's taxonomy places the organism in Eukaryota, Fungi, Ascomycota, Eurotiomycetes, Onygenales, Arthrodermataceae. The record is from RefSeq and is a predicted model, not a curated record. The transcript has a single exon. The annotation marks the transcript as partial.
AUGCAUGAUAGUCAAGAUGCAAUACUGAGAUCACAAUACCUAGAUUUUCUUUUCAUCACAAACAUUACCCCGAGACGGCCACCAUAUAUCGCUACAAUGCCAUCACCUCGAGACAGCUCGGCCCACUGGGAGUCUCAUCUCACUGAUGUGGCUCCGUGCCAUUUCCCUCGACUUGGAGCUUCUCCUUCCGGGCCAAAAAGGCCGAUGACAAUCAAAGUGGCCUUGGACCAAACCCAGGCUCUAAAGGAGCUCUGCGAAUCGAACACCGCUACGCUGCCAGCAGCCCUUCGCGCUGCAUGGAGCUUGGUUCUGCGCUAUUAUACCGGUGCCGAAGAUGUUUGCUUCGGAUACCAGGAUGCGACCACUACAGCUGUUUUGCCGGUAGCACGGCUGGCUGUUGAAGACGACACUGAGAUGUCGCGGUUGAUCGAGACUGCACUGAUUGAGUACGAGGACAGCCUACCGUUCCACGGCGAUGUUCCUUCCAGCGCGAAUGGACCCGUGGGGCAUCGCCUCUACAACACCAUUCUAUCCUUCCGUAGUGCUGCCAAGGUUGGAACUGCACCUCCCUCACGGGCCGCCAACAUGGCUCUACCGGAAGAU